AUGGCCAGUAGUCCCCUCCUUAGCGCUAUUUGCCGAUCGCUGGGCUUGUGUCGCCGUUCCCUUCCGGUCUGUUCCCGAAAUGUGAUCGUCAUCACAGGCUGCGAUUCUGGUCUGGGCCAUUCGCUAGCUGUCUACUGCCACAACGCGCUUAAUAUGACCGUCGUCUCCUGCUGCCACAAUCUGUGCUCGGAGGGCGCGCGACUGUUGAAACAGCUGAAUGGAGAGGAUCAACAGCAACGGAUGCAUAUCUACGAGCUGGACUUGCUUCAGCCCGCCUCUAUGGAGAGGGUCGAGAAAGAGCUGGUGUCUCUAUUGGACAGCGACGAGGAUUAUGUGUUCACCGCUCUGGUCAACAAUGCUGGUGUUAUGUGCUUCGGAGAAUUCGAGUGGCAGACGCCGGGGCAGGUGGAGCACUGCAUUGGAGUCAAUGUUCUAGGAACCAUGCGUCUUACCAAGCAGCUGCUACCAUUGGUCCGUCAAAAACGCGCUCGCAUCAUCAAUGUAACCAGCCACUGUGGACUGCAGGCUUUGCCAGCCCUUGGGCCCUAUGCCGCAUCGAAGGCCGCCUUGCGUUUCUGGAACGAUGCCCUACGCAUGGAACUGCAGCAGUAUGGCGUUGAAGUGAUUAACUUUGUGCCCGGCUCCUUUGUAAUGGCCAGCAAUAUAGCUGCUCGCCAGCAGGAUCAGGCUUUUGAAAUGUUCGCGGCAUUCAAUGAAGAGCAGCGCAACCACUAUGGUGCCUAUUUUAAGGAGUUUAACACAUAUCUGCGCAUCCUCUCUGGCUUUAAGGCGCCCAAUCAGUUUCAGGACGAGCAGCUGCUCAGUAAAUUUCGCGAUGCCCUCACCAGUAGGCAUCCCAAAGCAUUGUAUAUCCACGAGCCCUGGCGUUACAAGAUAUAUCGCUGGUUGUUUCGACUUUGUCCCACCCCUUUAGUAGAUUGGUUGGCAGUGCAAUUCUGUGCGAUGCCCAGCUACCGAUCUGUGACCGAUCGAAAGCACAGCACCUAGCUAUU
Messenger RNA from Scaptodrosophila lebanonensis, 1013 nucleotides. It is a transcript of the gene sro, whose product is annotated as D-beta-hydroxybutyrate dehydrogenase, mitochondrial. NCBI's taxonomy places the organism in Eukaryota, Metazoa, Arthropoda, Insecta, Diptera, Drosophilidae. Gene Ontology annotation, molecular function: oxidoreductase activity. Bases 1 to 1008 code for a protein of 335 amino acids. The record is from RefSeq and is a predicted model, not a curated record. The transcript has 3 exons.